Molecule: messenger RNA, 324 nt
Organism: Pipistrellus nathusii (Nathusius's pipistrelle)
Lineage: Eukaryota; Metazoa; Chordata; Mammalia; Chiroptera; Vespertilionidae
Source: the annotation of a GenBank genome assembly
AUGGGGUGCUGUGGUUGUGGUGGCUGCGGUGGUGGCUGCGGUGGCUGUGGUGGCUGCGGUGGCUGUGGUGGCUGCGGUGGUGGCUGUGGUGGUGGCUGUGGUGGCUGCACCAGCUGCAGGUGCUACCGGGUUGGCUGCUGCUCCAGCUGCUGCCCCUGCUGCCGUGGCUGCUGUGGGGGCUGCUGCAGCGUCCCUGUGGUCUGCUGCUGCCGUCGCUCCUGUGGCUGUGGCUCCUGUGGCUGUGGCUCCUGUGGCUGUGGCUGUGGCUGUGGGAAGGGUUGUUGUCAGCAGAAGUGUUGCUGCAAGAGGCAAUGCUGCUGCUAG